Molecule: messenger RNA, 1830 nt
Organism: Engraulis encrasicolus (European anchovy)
Lineage: Eukaryota; Metazoa; Chordata; Actinopteri; Clupeiformes; Engraulidae
Gene: pak1
Product: p21 protein (Cdc42/Rac)-activated kinase 1
Exons: 15
Biological process (GO): regulation of axonogenesis; protein phosphorylation; regulation of MAPK cascade
Cellular component (GO): cytoplasm
Molecular function (GO): protein serine/threonine kinase activity; ATP binding
Source: RefSeq, a predicted model, not a curated record
AGUGGAGUGGAGGGUAUCGAACUUCCGUCUUGUUUUUCCGUGCCGUCACUGCAAGCGCAGCUCGGCUCAACGCAGCGCAAGGAAGGUUCGCUGAGUCGGCAGGGCAGCCAUCAGCAUGCAGGGUGGCAGCUGCUGAGCAGUAGCAUCCGCGUGCGCUGAAGAUGUCGGAUAAUGGGGAAGUGGAGGACAAGCCGCCAGCGCCGCCAAUGAGGAACACCAGCACCAUGAUCGGGGCCGGGGGCAAGGACGCCGGGGGGGCCCUCAACCACGGCUCCAAGCCCCUGCCGCCCAACCCUGAGGACAAGAAGAAGAAGGACCGCUCCAUACGCUCCAUCCUCACCGGCGGAGGAGACAAGACUAAUAAAAAGAAGGAGCGGCCUGAAAUCUCCCUCCCGUCUGACUUUGAGCACACUAUCCAUGUCGGAUUCGACGCAGUCACCGGAGAAUUCACGGGAAUGCCAGAGCAGUGGGCUCGGUUGCUGCAGACUUCCAACAUCACCAAACUGGAGCAGAAGAAGAACCCACAAGCAGUUCUAGACGUCCUCAAGUUCUACGACUCCAAAGAGACGGCCAACAGCCAGAAGUACAUGAGCUUCACCGAUAAGAGCUCAGACAAUUACACCACCUCGGCAGCCGUGAACUCCAAGACGGUGUCUGAAACUCCCGCAGUGGGCACAGUCUCAGAGGACGAUGACGAGGACGAGGCCACACCGCCCCCGGUCAUCGCACCCAGACCAGAGCACACCAAAUCAAUAUACACGCGCUCGGUGAUCGACCCCAUCCCGCCGCCCCCCUCCACCUCCACCUAAAAUGCCGCCACCUCGCCCAUCUCCCCGCCCUCGGCCGAGAGUGGCAGCCCCACGCCCACCCCCUCCAACACCGCCCCCCGCAACGCAGACAAGACCCGCAAGAAGACCAAGAUGACAGACGAGGAGAUCCUCGAGAAGCUGCGAACCAUCGUCAGUGUGGGUGACCCCAAGAAGAAGUACACACGCUUUGAGAAGAUUGGACAGGGGGCUUCUGGAACAGUUUACACAGCGAUAGACAUUGCUACGGGACAGGAGGUGGCCAUCAAACAGAUGAAUCUGCAGCAGCAGCCCAAGAAGGAGCUGAUCAUCAACGAGAUCCUCGUCAUGAGGGAAAACAAGAACCCCAACAUCGUCAACUACCUGGACAGUUACCUGGUGGGCGACGAGCUGUGGGUGGUGAUGGAAUACCUGGCCGGGGGCUCGCUCACCGACGUCGUCACGGAGACCUGCAUGGACGAGGCGCAGAUCGCGGCCGUCUGCCGUGAGUGUCUGCAGGCCCUGGAGUUCCUGCACUGCAACCAGGUGAUCCACCGGGACAUCAAGAGCGACAACAUCCUGUUGGGCAUGGACGGCUCCGUCAAACUCACCGACUUUGGCUUCUGCGCCCAGAUCACGCCGGAGCAGAGCAAGCGCAGCACCAUGGUGGGCACGCCCUACUGGAUGGCCCCGGAGGUGGUGACGCGGAAGGCUUACGGGCCCAAGGUGGACAUCUGGUCCCUGGGCAUCAUGGCCAUCGAGAUGAUCGAGGGGGAGCCACCCUAUCUCAACGAGAACCCACUCAGGGCACUGUACCUUAUCGCCACCAACGGCACCCCGGAGCUGCAGAACCCAGAGAAGCUGUCGUCCGUCUUCCGGGACUUCCUGAACCGAUGCCUGGAGAUGGACGUGGAGAAGAGAGGCUCCGCUAAGGAACUCUUACAGCACCAGUUCCUGAAGGUGGCCAAGCCUCUCUCCAGUCUCACUCCCCUCAUCCUGGCGGCCAAGGAGGCGGCCAAGAACAAUCGCUAGCUCCCCCACCCCG